This is a messenger RNA of Thunnus maccoyii (southern bluefin tuna), 2636 nucleotides long. RefSeq names its product leucine-rich repeat, immunoglobulin-like and transmembrane domains 2 (gene lrit2). The record is from RefSeq and is a predicted model, not a curated record. NCBI's taxonomy places the organism in Eukaryota, Metazoa, Chordata, Actinopteri, Scombriformes, Scombridae. The transcript has 3 exons. Gene Ontology annotation, molecular function: protein binding. Bases 345 to 1886 code for a protein of 513 amino acids.
CAUUCAGGCGUAUGAGAGUUUUUCUCAAUGUUUACGCGGCUGCAGCUGUGUAGAGGACCGGCAUGGAAGGUAAGAUCUGCUUUUAUAUAUAGUCUAAUCUUCGCCAAGGCUGAGGUGUUUAACCCAUGUUACUGUGUCAGUGGGUGACAGAAGAUACUCCAAGGACGGAGUUAAUGUUUAUAUGAGCAGAAGAGUACAUUUUUUCCCAAAUAAAGCCGAGAAUGUUAAGUUUGGGGGUAGAUAUGUGUCCUAAUCAGCCACUAUAGGUGUUAAAAGAAAUGUUUUGAAGUAUCAGGCUGAAGUGCUCAUUUAAACUCUUCCCUGUAAUCAGGUCACUCAUAUGUAUGGAGGAGAGCGCGUUUGGGGCCAUACCAGAGAACUUCCCAGAUGAUAUGACCAAAAUACGAAUAGAAAAAUCUCACUUCACUGAAAUACCCCGUGGGGCUUUCUCAAAAACGCCCGCUUUGGAGAACCUGUGGUUGAACUUUAACGAUAUCACAGUGAUAAACUCGAAGGGUCUGGAGGGUUUGGGGAACUUGACCGAGCUCCGUCUGCAGGGGAACAAACUCCGUUCAGUACCAUGGACAGCGUUCGAGGACACACCGGCCCUCAAGAUCCUGGACCUGAAGCACAACCAGCUGGACGUCCUGCCGGAGCAUGCGUUAAAAUAUUUGCCAGGUCUGACUUACUUAGACUUAUCCUUCAAUCGGCUUACGGUCAUAUCGAAGGAAGUCUUCCAAAACUGGCCUCUCUACCAAAAACUACAGAGCACGGAGGAGCGGGAGGCGACCGCUACCGGGCCGAACGUCGUCCUGGCGCUCCACGACAAUGCCUGGCUCUGCGACUGCCGCCUGAAGGGCUUCGUGGAGUUCAUCAGGUCCCUGAGUCCCCCAUUUAUACUGAUGAACUCCUACUUGACCUGCUCAGGGCCGGACUUUAGGGCGGGCAGGUUCUUCCACGAGGUAGACAUACAGGCCUGCAUGAAGCCCGUCGUCUCCACCCCGUCCACCAACAUCAGCCUGCCGCAUGGCGCGAACCUCACCCUGCGCUGCCUCGCCAAGGCCAGGCCAGACCCGGCGGUGUGGUGGACAUAUGGUUUGAAGAUAAUCAGAGGAUUUCAUGAGUCUCAGGAACGAGUAGAUGAAGACACCAUCAGAUCCCUCCUGGUGAUCCCCUCCAUUCACGCGGCUGACCGCGGUGUCUACACCUGCACCGCUGUCAACUUCAUUGGAAACUCCUCCGUCAACAUCCUCCUGGAAGUCCGCUCUCCUGAUGGCCCCCAGUCCCCACUCCUCCCAGCUGCACCCGCUGGUGGAGACGAAAAUGUCUACAUUGACAUCCGCAUCGCCAAACAGACAGUUCGUGGCAUCUCCAUCGAGUGGUAUGCUGCCUUGGACCACCCCACCGAAACCUGGUUCACCAUCCACUUUGGACGUGCAGACGCUAAUAAGAAGGAGAUGAUCUACAUUGGCCCUGGGAUUCACUCGUACUCCGUCUCUGAUCUGAUGCCUGCCACCAAAUAUGAAAUCUGUGUAACCCUUAAGAACCAGGCACCACGUCCUGGCCAGUGCAUUAUGUUCGUAACAGGAAGUGACAUUACUGAGAUGGAACAAAGGGAGAAGCUGAUUCAUAUAGUGGUGAUAGUUUUAGCCAUGGUGCUGGCUGUGCCUAUUGGCAUGUAUGCCUGCACCACUGACACUAAGUUUGCCUGUCUGGAGGGCAUCAUGGAAUCAUGGAAGAACCGACGGAGAGAAAGCAGCUCAUCAGAGGCAGAGCGGGAGAGGCAAGGCACCUUCGACAGUCUGCAGGCCGCCAGCGACGAGGACCUGGUCAACAAAGAUUCAAGUGAAGACCGGAAGGCCGAGGAGGUUUUUGCAAAGAUGUGAAUGAUGACCAUUAUGUCAAGAUUUUAAUUCAAGGAAUUGCACCAAUGUAGAGAAUGUGCUGCAGCUUUUUUUCUGUCUGCAUUAUGUUGUUUGUCUUGUUAUGUUGUGUUUCAAUUCAUUUAUCACACAUUUUGAUUACUGCUUUACAUGAAGCCUUUGUGAUUUAUUUAAAUGGAAGACUGCUCAAAAUGACAAACUAAUGAGGACUUUUAUAGAUCUAUCAUUGUUAGCUGUAUACUUUUCUUCUUGAUCUUUAUCUGAUUCUGUGAUAGCACUUUAAUAUUGUCUUAUGUAUUUAUAUAUGUAUUUAUCUAUUGUCUCAUCUAAUUUCAUUUCUGCUCACCUUGCUAACAUUGUCAGUUAAGCUGACAUAUUUUUUAUGAUGCUCCAUCUGGAACAGGAAAACAUCUUAUAUCAAAUGGUGAUUAUUUGUUAUUUGUUACAAGUUUGUACUUUGCUAAUGACAAUGUCUUCAUUGAAUUUUCCACAAACAUUUGAUUCAGUCACAUUUUGUACAUACAGUGUAUGAAUAGGGUGAAUAGGAUGAUUGUUACAAGAAGAUCUUACAAUGUUUUCUAACCUGCUAAGAGAGCAACAAGACAAAUCACAUUCAAAGACAUAAAAUCUUCCCAAGUCAGCGCUUUUCGUGUCAUUUUAAAUUAAAUUGUUUGUGUGUGUGGGAAUGCAUGAAUUUGUGGGAGAGAAAAUAUUUCAAAACAGCAUUAUGAAUGACAAAACCAUAAUUCCUUA